GUAACAGUGACGGUGUAGUUCGAACUGCCGCUCGGGUGGGGUAGCUGGCUCUUGUGUGAGUGUUUCUAUCUUUUCUUUUCUUUCUUUUUUUUUGUGCCGACCAGACAACCGCAGAGGGCUCGCUUUGCGUUAUGCUCGUUCCGGGGUUCCGCUGCCAGCCGCUGUACUCCGUACGCUUUCUGUCGGUGAUACACACACAAACGCACACACGCACGCACACCGAGUGAUGCGCGACCAGCCAGCUCCAUCUCUCGCAAAUCUCAACACGAGGUGACUUGAGCAGCAUAUGACAUUUUCCAGGUCCUCCUUUGAACCAAAUGCUAGAGCUGCUCUGCCCACUUAAAGAUAUCAGGUAAAACCCACAACAAUGCAUGGCCUGUAAGCCGCCAACCAUGGCUCAAAGGAAGAGGCCAGGGACCAGUGGAGGAAAUAGUAUGGCUGCCCCAGGUCCCGCCUCCUGUCCUACCACCCACGCUACAGAGUCAUGUGAUCUGAAAGCAGUAGCGGCGCGGCAACGCCCACACCGCUACCCCAAAGAAUCGCGUGAGCCGAAACCUCUCCCUCUCCCUCACUCCUGCAAGGCACAAUAUUCUUCUCCCAAGUCUCAAGACACGGGGCGCAGUCAUCCAGAAGCGGAUGCAGAUCAGGAGGAGGAAGUGAAGCGGUACAGCAACCACGAACCAGACGCAGAACUUCAGGAUCAGCGUCCAGCAACACCAUCCACGCCGGAACAUAACCACGACCGAGAUGACCCUAACCAGGGGGACUUCCACGGUGGAGCCGACAGCCUGGAUGAUGAUUCCAGCUCUGAUUAUAUAAACAACACCUCAGAUGAUGAUGACUAUGAUGACGGGUUGGCAGAGGAGGAUGAAGGUGUUACUUACUACAUCCGCUACUGCCCAGAGGAUGACAGCUACCUGGAGGGCAUGGACUGCAACAACCAGGGAGACUGCAACCACAGCCACAGCCGGGGGGACUGCACCAGCACCAUGCAGCUCGGCGGGUCCCACACUGAUGAAUGCCAGGAAGCUGUGGAGGGCUGGACUGAAGAGGGGGAGGGGCAAGCGAGAGAAGAAGAAUGGGUGGAAGAUGAGGAGGGGGAAGGGGCAGCGAGGGAAGAGUGGAGAGAAGAGGAGGAAGAGGUGAGGGAAGAGUGGAGAGAAGAGGAGGAAGGGGUGAGGAAAGAGUGGAGACAGGGAGAUGAGGAGCCGCGAGAGGAAUGGAGGGAGGAGUGCCAGGCCAGGCAGGAGCAGUGGGCGGGUCGUGAGAGGCACCGAGUGGAGGAGUGGGGUGAGGGAGAGGGAGAGGUCCGCUGUGAGGUGGUGGAGCAAGAUCCCGAUGAGCAGAUAUACAACGGACGACCGGAGCCCAUCCUGGACCAUCACCACCACCAUCAUCACCACCACCAGCCUGCCACGCAGGAUGCCGCACACACCCGAAGGGCUGACAGAGAAGAAGAGGAGGCGGAGAGCGAGGACUACUGCCCUAACGAGGAUGAAGAAGAGGAAGGCGAGGAGGAGGAGAGAAAUGGAAGGGCCUACACCGGAGACUACUACGCCCCUGAAGACAAUGGGAACUCGGUGCGAGUCUCUCCCUACCGAAGCCGUAAAGUGCUGGUGGUUGAGGGGGAAACAGGGGAGGAAGCUGAGGAGGACAUUGAUCAAAUUGUUGCUGAGAUUAAGAUGAGUAUGAGCAUGGGGAGUCUCAGCAGUGGCACAGACCAAAGCCCGGAAGAGCUGGCACAGGACCCCGCACCAAGUGACUACCCUCACUCCAAGCCCGACGCAGCACCUUACCCUCCACCUCACCACCGACACGACAGUAGGCCCAAGUCCCUCAACCUCCCCUCCAUGCACCACAACAACCCUGAUCUCCAGCGGGGCCACAAGACGCAUCCACGCUCACCUGAUGACAGGCAGAGAUGGCCCCAAGAGCAGGUGAGCAAUGGCGCAGAGCAACCCAGAAAACAGCAGCGGUCCGACCUCAACGUCCCCCUGGAGAACAACAACGUACCAGAGCCUACAAAGAAGGUCGCAUCCUUCCCCAGCUUUGUCGAUGUCCCAGGACCCUGUGAGCCAGAAGACCUGAUUGAUGGGAUUAUCUUUGCUGCUAACUACCUGGGCUCCACUCAGCUGCUGUCUGAGAGGAACCCCUCCAAGAACAUCCGAAUGAUGCAGGCCCAGGAGGCCGUCAGCAGGGUCAAGAGGGUACAGAAGGCUGCCAAAAUCAAGAAAAAGGCGAGCGCAGAUGGAGACGCCCAAACCCUUACCGAGGUUGAUCUGUUUAUCUCCACCCAGAGGAUCAAAGUCCUCAACGCAGACUCACAGGAAACGAUGAUGGACAACGCACUCCGCACUAUAUCCUACAUUGCCGACAUUGGGAACAUUGUUGUCCUGAUGGCAAGACGCCGGAUGCCACGCACAGCCUCACAGGACUGCAUUGAAACUACACCCGGAGCGCCCGAGGCAAAGAAGCAGUACAAAAUGAUAUGCCACGUCUUUGAGUCUGAGGAUGCCCAGCUUAUUGCUCAGUCCAUCGGCCAGGCUUUCAGCGUAGCUUACCAGGAGUUCCUGAGAGCCAAUGGCAUUAACCCCGAGGACCUGAGUCAGAAGGAGUACAGUGACAUCAUCAACACCCAGGAAAUGUACAAUGAUGACCUCAUCCACUUCUCCAACUCUGAAAACUGCAAAGAGCUGCAGCUGGAGAAGAGUAAAGGGGAGAUCCUGGGUGUGGUGAUUGUGGAGUCUGGCUGGGGCUCCAUCCUGCCCACAGUUAUUUUAGCCAACAUGAUGAACGGCGGCCCAGCAGCUCGCUCUGGCAAGCUCAGCAUCGGAGACCAAAUCAUGUCCAUCAACAACACCAGCCUAGUGGGGCUGCCGCUCGCCACCUGUCAGGGAAUCAUUAAGGGCUUAAAGAACCAGGUCCAGGUGAAAAUGAACAUUGUCAGCUGCCCUCCUGUUACUACAGUCCUCAUUAAGAGACCAGAUCUAAAGUAUCAGCUGGGCUUCAGUGUUCAGAAUGGCAUUAUAUGCAGUCUGAUGCGAGGAGGCAUUGCUGAGCGAGGUGGGGUCCGGGUAGGUCACAGGAUCAUAGAGAUCAAUGGUCAGAGUGUGGUGGCCACAGCACACGAGAAGAUUGUCCAGGCUCUCUCGAACUCUGUUGGCGAGAUUCACAUGAAGACCAUGCCGGCAGCCAUGUUCAGGCUUCUAACGGGACAGGAGACCCCCAUGUACAUAUAAAGAACAGCCAAGAACCGCCCCACGGGACAGGCAGUCAGCUGCGGUGGGUUAUCAUACAAACAAACCUGACUGGUUACGGGGUGGAGGAUUACUCCUCCCUGUCCUUUCAAUUCUCUCUUCUUUUUCUUUUCUUCGUCUUUGGGCUGAUGACUCCAACUCCUCAUCAUCUCUCUAGUCUGUGCUUAACAUGCAACAGCCAUUAUAUUGAUACUGGAUGCCUAAUCCACUCGACCAGCUGAAGAGACAGAGUGUAUGUGUUUGUGUGUGGAUGUGCGUGGAUACUGUUUGCUAUUUAUUUGUCCUGUCUGUGUGGACUUACCGAACGAAUACGUCACAGUUUAUUUUUUUAUAUUCAUGUAAUGCAAUAUGAUACUUCUACUCUACUUUCUUGUAUAUUUCCAUUUUCAUUUCUGUUAAUUUAUUCUCAUGUAAAUACAUAUUUUGCUAAUAUUGUGAGUGCGGACGGGGGGGGGGGCAGCGCUGUAUUGUAAAUAUUUACUGAAUCUUGCCAUCGAACUGAGGCCAUGAUGAUGGCAAAGACACAACUUAAUGCCGGAUAUCAUCAAAAGGGGAACGAGUUACGUGUCUGAAAUGUUGGGUUUAGAUGUGCUAAGUGAAUAAAAUAACAUACAUGUGACUCAAGCCAAUUCUUGGAGCAGGGGUGUACGGGAGAAACGCCAUAUCCUUUUACUUUACGACAUUUUAAGGCAAUACACGAGUUCAACUUCUGAAUGGCAAGUCUUUUCUAAAUCAAACACUCACAUUUAAAUAAUAUUAACAUGCAUCAGUUAUGCUUUGGAUAUCAAGUCACAGGUAUGAAAAGUUUCUUUUGUGUGCUUCUCUGCUGUGUGUUCAUCUCUAGUGUUCUGACUGAAACUCAUGCAUACUUUGAGUGGACUGUGAAUGUAACUUUGUUGUGUGAGCUGUCUCAUUGCCAUACGCAGUAUUAGAAUGUCUGUACAUAAAUAAAAAACUUGUCUAGUAUUGUGCUCAUGUUAAAAAAUAAAAUAACAAAAAAACCCAAAACCUCACAGGUUUAAGUCACCGCAAACGUCCUCCCAGCUAUAUGUUGCCCUUCAUUCUUGAGAGGGAAAGAGAGAACUGUGAAUCACACACUGUGACAGACAAAAAAAAGCCUUACUGGGGAGUAAUGGCUUUCCAAUGCAUUGUAGUAAAUUUUAACCGUAAGAACAUUAUCUGUGUGCAUGCCUCGUAAAGUAGAAUCAUGUCAUUGUGACAGGAUAAUAAAAUAUGAGCUAAA
Haplochromis burtoni (Burton's mouthbrooder) is the source of this 4500-nucleotide messenger RNA. RefSeq names its product amyloid beta (A4) precursor protein-binding, family A, member 2b (gene apba2b). Gene Ontology annotation, cellular component: cytoplasm; dendritic spine; plasma membrane. Gene Ontology annotation, molecular function: amyloid-beta binding; protein binding. The record is from RefSeq and is a predicted model, not a curated record. Bases 372 to 3239 code for a protein of 955 amino acids. The transcript is spliced from 15 exons. NCBI's taxonomy places the organism in Eukaryota, Metazoa, Chordata, Actinopteri, Cichliformes, Cichlidae. Gene Ontology annotation, biological process: chemical synaptic transmission.